Molecule: messenger RNA, 273 nt
Organism: Pseudocercospora fijiensis CIRAD86
Lineage: Eukaryota; Fungi; Ascomycota; Dothideomycetes; Mycosphaerellales; Mycosphaerellaceae
Exons: 3
Coding region: 1-273 (90 amino acids)
Biological process (GO): maturation of SSU-rRNA; mRNA splicing, via spliceosome
Cellular component (GO): U6 snRNP; P-body; U4/U6 x U5 tri-snRNP complex
Molecular function (GO): RNA binding
Source: RefSeq, a predicted model, not a curated record
AUGUCAGCAGAGCCAGAGUCAGCGCCAAAUGGCGACAGUGGAGAUGCUCGCGAUCCUUCCGGCUUCUUGAGCGAAAUCAUCGGCGCGCCUGUCACGGUGAAGCUUAAUUCUGGAGUGGUAUACAAAGGCGAACUCCAGUCCGUGGACGGGUAUAUGAACAUUGCAUUGGAGGACAGCAAAGAAUUCGUGGACGGGAAGCUGAGAAGAAAUUAUGGAGAUGCGUUCAUACGAGGGAAUAAUGUGAUGUACAUUUCUGCAGAUGCAGCGCAAUGA